Molecule: messenger RNA, 4462 nt
Organism: Ipomoea nil (Japanese morning glory)
Lineage: Eukaryota; Viridiplantae; Streptophyta; Magnoliopsida; Solanales; Convolvulaceae
Exons: 5
Coding region: 266-4162 (1298 amino acids)
Biological process (GO): protein phosphorylation
Molecular function (GO): ATP binding; protein kinase activity; protein binding
Source: RefSeq, a predicted model, not a curated record
AACAGAGAAAAGAUGGUGAAAUUAACACGGUGCCAAAGACUUCCAGUCAACCGCUAGACAUUGCCAAUUAUUUGGACAGAGAAACGCCACAUUCAAUGAGUUCAUACUUCAUACUGCAAAGCUCUGGAAAGUAUGAAGAAAUUUACCAGAAAACAGUUAAUGGAGGGGACGCUUUCCAGUUUAUAUAGUGGAAAUUCUUCGUGGCUUCUACUUCAAAAUCUGCUGCCAGGUUUUCUUCGGAUUCGAAGCUCAGCUCAAGCACAACAUGUCUGGUGGCGACGGCAGCGGUAACGGUGGCCGCAGCGGCCUAUUCUUCGCGGUGAAGAAGUUAUUGCAUCAUCGGUCAUUUUUCCGGAGUCGAGGAGAAAAUCACCUCUCCAUCGGUUCCCCUAGGAAAAAUUCAAGCCCUUCAAGCUCAAUUCAAAGAGGCACAUUUUCUCCAUCUCAAAGCAGUUUGUUAUCAGAGGAGUCUUUGCCCAGAAAUGCUGGUAAUGAGUUGAGGUUUGAUAUUGAGAGGAUUUCACUUAAGAGUUCUGAAGAUGGAUUGCCAAACUCGGUGUCAUCUGCUGAUGAAGACUCCCAGCAAGGCCAUAAUCGAACCACCUAUGCAUCACCUGUUUCAUCUUUCACUCCAUGUGUUUCUAGGGAUAGUUCAAUCUCUUCUGGUUCAUUUCAAGGAGAAGGAUCAUCCCCAUCUCAUCCCCACUUGUGUGAUGGGGAACUUUUUCCCACAAUUGCAGGCAAUGAGCAGGGGUUUAGUGACGAGAUAAUGUCUGUUAAGAGUUCUGAAGGUGCACUGGAAAACUCAGAUAGCCAUUUUUCUAUGUUUUCAUUGAUGAACAAUGUGUCAUCUGCUGAUGCAGACCCCCAGCAUGGCCAUAAUCAAACCACCACUGCAUCACCUGCUUCAUCUUGCACUCCAUGUGUUUCUAGGAAUGGUUCUAUCUCUUCUGGUGCACAUCAAGGAGAGGGGUCAUCUAUGUCUCAUCCCCGUCCAUGUUAUGGGGAAUCGUUACCCAUAAUUUCAGGUAAUGCACAGGGGUUUGAUACUGAGAGGAUGCUACUUAAGAGGUUUGAAGACAGAUUGGCAAUCUCGGUUAGCCAAUUUUCUACGUUUCCAUUGAUGAACCAUGUGCCAUCUGCUAAUGAAAACUCCCAGCAAGGCCUUAAUCAAACCUCCACUGCAUCACCUGCUUCAUCUUGCACUCCACGUGUUUCUAGGAAUAGUUCGAUCUCUUUUGGAGCAUUGAUAAAUAAUGUGUCAUCUGCUGCUGAAGACUCCCAGCAAGGCGAUAAUCAAACCACCUCUGCAUCACCUGAUUCAUCUUGCGCUCUACGUGUUUCUAGGAAUAGUUCUAUCUCUUCUAGUGCAUAUCAAGGAGAGGGAUCAUCUCUGUCUGGUACCCAUUCGUGUUCUGGAGAAUUUUUGCCCAUAAUAGCUUUUAAUGAGCUGUGGUUCGAUGACGAGAUUAUGUCUCUUGAGAGUUCUCAAGAUAGGUACAAAAGUAUGAGCUCAGUUCAUACUCAGGGCUAUAUCUCUGUGUCACCUCUUUCAACAAUCUCGACUGACCUUAGGCAAAGUUCAUUCCAUUCUAGUGCAAUCCAAAGAGAAUCAUCUCCAUCUCGCCCCCGUUUCUCUUCUGAUGAAUCUUUGUACGGUAUUCCACGUUAUAUGCUGAGUUUUGACAUGGAGACGAAUUCUCAUAAGAGUUAUGAAGAGUGGCUGACAGGCUCAGGAAAGAGAAGUAUAAGCUCAGGGAAUUCAAGCAUUUUACGUGCAGCUAUUGGUGAUGGAAAUCAGGUUUAUUAUUUCCUAUCCCCAGUGGGGCUACAAUCUCAUCUUCAGUCAAUUUUCCGCAGAGCAUGUGGAAGCCUUGUUCCAAGAAUGGUUUCUUCCUCUGCCACUGAAGCAACGGCAUAUCGUGUGGAAGUCGAGAAUCAUAUUAAGAAGCUUGUUGAGGACUUGCAGGUCACUUCUACUGAUGUGCUCAGAAAUGCAGCAGCUGAACUCCAAUUGCUUGCCAGUCUGAAUACGGACAACCAGAUUUUGAUUGCAAACCAUGGUGCCAUCAGCUUGUUGAUUAACCUUCUGCGUUCCGUAGACACAAAAUUACAGGAAAGUGCUGUUAUAGCACUUCUGCACUUGUCAGCUAAUGAUAACAACAAGUGUAUGAUAGUUGAUGCUGAUGCAAUUGAACCACUGAUUCGUGUCCUUUCAACUGGGAGCCCAGAGGCUCAAGAAACCUCUGUUGCCACUCUUUUCAACUUAUCAGAUAUUGAGGGAUUUAAGGUUAAGAUUUGUAGGGCAAUAAAAGCUGUUGUUGAAUUAUUGGCAAAUGGAACUCCCAGUGGCAAGAAAGAUGCAGCUACAGCUUUGUAUUACUUAUCUAUACUUGAUGAACACAAGUAUCGUAUUGUGCAGGCAGGUGCAGUGAAGUACCUCAUAGAGUUGAUGCACCCUGAUGUUGGGUUGGUUGAUGAAGCGGUUUGUAUUUUGUCUAAUCUUUCUUCCAUUUUUGAGGGAAGUUCAGAAAUUUGUCGAGAAGGAGGGAUCCCUAUUCUGGUUGAGAUUCUGGAGUUGGGAUCUUCAAGAGCUAAAGAGGAUGCAGCUGUUGCUCUCCUGCAAUUAUGCACUGACAACAUGCAGUGCUGCAAUAUGGUUCUCCGGCUUGGAGUUGUCUCUCCAUUAACAGCGUUGUCCAACUGCAGUAACCCCAGAGCACGACAAUUGGCACAAAGACUUCUUAACUACUUAAGAGAGUAUUGCAAUAGAAAAGGUGAUGGGCAGGGUGUGGAUCUUGGGAGGAUGUCUCUUCAGACUUAUAAAGACCGGUUGGCACUCUCAAGAGAUAUAAGUAAGAAGUCUGCUAGUCAAUUUUCUAACCAUACUAUGGCGUCAGAUGAUGAAGACUCCCAUUUACACCAUGAUCAUACUACUUCUGCAUCCAACGAAAAUUCAAAUUUAAAUUGUUUGCAUGCAACUGCUGGUGAUAGAAUUGAGGUUUCUUCACACUCAUCAGCCUCUUUUAGGUUCACAUCCACAAUUGAGACAAGAAGGAAAUCCUUUAAGUUAUCUGAGGUUUCAAAGCUUUUCAAGAUCUUUAAGCAAUCCAAUGUUGAAAAGUUUUACGGCAACUCUUUUUCCAGUUGUCCCAGUUUUCACACGCAGGUAUCUUACAGAGUGUUGCAUGAGGCGACUAACAGUUUCUCUAACACAAAUUUGAUUGGUUAUGGAAGUUUUGGCACUGUUUAUAGUGGAACAUUUGAGCAAGGUCUGGGACCAACUGUAAUGGUAAAGGUUCUUGACCUUCUAAAAAAUGGUGCUUCAAUGAGCUUUCAUUCAGAAUGUGAAGUAUUAAGGAACAUACGUCACAGAAAUCUUGUUCCAAUUUUGACAUGCUGCGUAGGCCAUGAUUUUGAAGGUAAUGAAUUCAAAGCUCUAGUUUAUAAGUUUAUGGAAAAUGGGAACCUUGAUACGUGGUUGUAUACACAAUCUGCUGCAAAGACAAAUGUUCCAAGUGUUCUUCAAAGAUUAAACAUUGCUAUUGAUAUAGCUUCUACAUUGGAUUAUCUUCAUAAUGAUUGUAAACCACCAGUUAUUCAUUGUGAUUUGAAGCCGAGCAAUAUUUUUCUUGACAAAGAUUUAACUGCUCGUGUUGGAGAUUUUGGAUUAUCAAGGUUUUAUUCACCAACAAUUGAAGAUGGAGAACAGGCUUGUAUUGUCGGAUUACAGGGUUCCAUAGAUUACGUUCCACCAGAAUAUUGGAUGGGAGCAAAGGCAACAACAUUUGGAGAUGUAUAUAGUUUUGGAAUUCUGUUGUUGGAAAUGUUCACUGCAAGGCGACCCACGGAUAAUUUAUUCAGUAAUGAAUGUAGCAUCUGUAAGUAUGUUGCAACAGCAUUGCCAGAGCGAGUGAUGAACAUCGUAGACCCAUUGCUUCUAGCGUACCUAGAAAGCAUCCAUGGAUCGGAUAAAUUGUCAGACAGUUAUGGAAAUUUGGUGAAAUUUGAAGAGAAUAAUAUGCAUAGUUUCUUCCUCUCCAUCUUCAAAAUCGGGCUCUCUUGUGCUUCUACAUCGCCAUUAGAUCGAAUGCGUAUGGAAGAUGUUGCCAAAGAGUUACAUAAGAUAAAAAAGAUGUUGCCAGAGAGUUACAAGAGAUAAAAAUAGCUUCUUGCAUAAGAAUAAGAAAACAUGUAUUGAUAGAAAUAUCAUCACAUGUGAUUAUGUGAAGUUGGGAUUAAUUUAAUGUAAAUUUGUUGCCUAAUUAGCCAAAUAUAGUUUAAUGUUGUUUUUUUUUGUCAAUGUAGUCAAAAGCUGAUGAUGUAUAGAUAUAAAGUUUGGACAACUUAGUGUGUUUCAGGAAGGAGAUGAAAUGGUUUUAGUAAAUGUGAUGAUGGAAAUUGUAUAUGCAGAAACAAUCCUAUUUCACAGGUAUCAAAGGGUUUGUUGAGAUCUGGAAAA